AUGGACGCAGAGCAGUUCCGGAGAGCUGCUCAGUCAGCCGUUGAAGACAUUAUUCAGCACUUCAAUACCCUUCCAUCCCGUCGAGUUAUUCCUGAUAUCGAGCCCGGGUACCUCCGCCCACUGAUUCCGCAAUCCGCCCCGACAGAACCGGAGACUUGGGAACAAAUACAGCAGGAUAUCGACUCCCAGAUAAAACCGGGCCUGACACACUGGCAAUCUCCCCAUUUCAUGGCUUUUUUCCCGGCACUAACGACUUAUCCCAGCAUGCUGGAAUUGGAGAUUGUUGUACUAGAUUGGGUUGCGCAGGUUAUUGGACUGCCGGGGUGUUUCCACAGCUCUAAUAAGACGGGUGGCGGCGGAGUUAUUCAGGGCAGUGCUAGCGAAGCGGUGGUCACGGUCAUGGUGGCCGCUCGAGAGAGAAUGCUUCGCGAUCUUGCGGCUGCCAAGGGUCUCAAAGAGGAUACGCCCGAAUGGGAGGAUGAGAUCAUGUCUGUUCGUGGUAGCCUUGUGGCGUUAGGAAGCGACCAGGCUCACAGUUGCACUGCUAAAGGCGCUCGUAUCGUUGGAACUCGCUAUCGCUCAGUGCCCACGAGCCUCGAAGAGAAUUUUGAAAUGACCGGAGCUUCGCUGCGUAAGGUCCUUGAAGAGUGCGAAACUGCUGGGUUAGUGCCGUACUACAUAACGACGACCAUGGGUACAACGAGUACAUGUGCAACAGACCGUUUUGCGGAAAUCAAGGCCGUUCUUGCAUCGAAGCCCUCGUGGCAGAAGAUAUGGGUGCACAUUGACGCGGCCUUCGCUGGCGCUGCUCUCAUCACGCCCGAACACCAACCCAUCGCAGAUGAAUGGAGUUCUGGAAUCGACAGUUUUAACUUCAACAUGCAUAAAUGGCUCCUGGUCAACUUCGAUGCUAGCUGCUUGUUCGUCCGAGCAAGAACUGAUCUCACAUCUGCCAUGGAUAUCACACCCGCGUACCUCCGCAAUCCGUACUCCGACCGGCCUGACACGGUGGACUUCCGAAACUGGCAAAUUCCUCUAGGACGACGGUUUCGUGCCUUAAAGAUCUGGCUUGUAAUGCGCGUAUACGGGGUCACGGCAAUGAGAGCCUUCAUCUACAAGGGUUUGCAUCAUGGCGACGUCUUCAGUAAACUGUUUCGUAGCAGGACGGAUUUGUUCACCAUUGUGACUCCGCCGGCAUACGGACUGACCGUCUUCAGAGUCUCAGAUGAUUCUGCUGCGGCAGUGGGAAGUACCAGUGCCGCCAUCUCACAGCAACUAUAUGAGACAAUCAACGCCAAUGGAGAUAUUUUUAUAACAUCAUCAGUGGUCGGAGGAAUCUAUGUUAUCCGGGUAGUGAGCGCCUCGUUGUUGUCGGAGGAAAAGUACGUGCGUGAAGCUUUUGAUAUCAUCGUACGAACGACAGAGGAGACCCUUUUAGGCACGAAAACAGGUGGACCAAGUGGCUUAGACAAUUAA
This is a messenger RNA of Ophidiomyces ophidiicola, 1476 nucleotides long. RefSeq lists its product as uncharacterized. The transcript is spliced from 3 exons. Gene Ontology annotation, biological process: amino acid metabolic process. Gene Ontology annotation, molecular function: carboxy-lyase activity; pyridoxal phosphate binding. Bases 1 to 1476 code for a protein of 491 amino acids. Lineage: Eukaryota; Fungi; Ascomycota; Eurotiomycetes; Onygenales; Onygenaceae. The record is from RefSeq and is a predicted model, not a curated record.